AUGAGGAGAGACAGCUUCAUUACCCCAUCCACCCACCCAAUUAGGAGCCAGAUGGCGCUUCUGGCCAAUCAAAUUAUGGAUGCGAGGAUUCUCAGCAGUAUGAACGGCAGAGUGGAGCUUUCCCAGUUUUUGAGAGUCUCCAAUCAAAGUAUCGUCUCCCAGGUGACUUCAGCCCAGGACGACGGCCGCAAAAAUAGAAAGUAUCCCUGUCCGCUGUGUGGGAAGCGCUUUCGCUUCAACAGCAUCCUUUCACUCCACAUGCGCACUCACACGGGCGAGAAGCCCUUCAAGUGCCCGUACUGCGACCACAGGGCCGCGCAGAAGGGGAACCUGAAGAUACACCUCCGCACUCACAAGCAAGGCAUUCUGGGUAAAGGCCGCGGGCGGAUCAGAGAGGAGAACAGGCUGCUUCACGAGCUGGAGGAGAGGGCGAUACUGCGGGACAGGCAGAUGCGAGCCAGUCACGUCAGCCACCAGCAGACCUCUAAGAUAAGUCACCUCCCGAAGCCCCAGCUGCAGGCGGUUCUGACCCAACCCCAGUUUGUGAGCGGUCCCGAGGCGGCCGAGACCCAACCGCGUGCUUCCGUCUCGCCCAAGGCGCCCGCCGUCCACGACGAGUCCAUGCAGCCGCAGUCCGCCGGCUUCCGCUGCUCGUUCUGCAAGGGGAAGUUCCGGAAGCAGCAGGAGCUGGAGCGCCACAUCAGGAUCCUCCACAAACCCUACAAAUGCACCCUGUGCGAGUUCGCCGCCUCGCACGAGGAGGAGCUCAUCGGCCACGUGGAGACGGCGCACAUCACCGCCGACUCGAGCUCGGGACAGAAGCCGGCCGCGGGCUCCGGCGACAAGGAGAAGCCGGUCGGGGAAUUCCCCUGCGAGGUGUGUGGCCAGACCUUCAGCCAGGCCUGGUUCCUGAAGGGCCACAUGAGGAAACACAAGGACUCCUUCGAGCACUGCUGCCAAAUCUGCGGCCGCCGUUUCAAAGAGCCCUGGUUCCUCAAAAACCACAUGAAGGUCCACCUCAACAAACUGGCCGCUAAGGCUAAUCUACCGGCCGAGCACGACGCCUCUGUUCACAUAAGUGACCCAACGCCGGACCACCAGGGAAACCUCUACUCCCAGUACAUGUCCCGCAUCCAUAACAGGUUCCUCACAGCCGAGAGGACCGACCAGCUAGACUACAACCAGAUAUUCGCCACCGCAAGCAUUGACGUGAAGGUUAGGGAGAUGUUAGGCAGGGUGAUGUCCUCGGGCGCGGGCCCUCUGCCAGACGUGGAGGGCUCAGCGUUGUUGGGGCUAAAUCACCACGCCCCCCUGCUGAGCGCCACCGGCGUGGAAUACCUGCAGAAAGUCCUCUCCAGCAGAGCCGCGCAGCCCGGCGGCAGCUACCCGGGCUGGCGGAUCAUGGCGCCCGUCGAGCAGCAGAUGCAGCGGUGCUCCUCCUACGUGCCCGAAAGACGCCUCUCCGCAGAGGACGCCCACAUGUGCCUCGCUGACCCGGACGGCACAGUCGCCAGCAGGCCCGGCAGCCCGGGCGGCGCGGGCCUCCGCGGGCCCACGGAGGUCGCCGCGGAGGCGGGGAACCCCCACUGCGGCAGAGCCCUGGAGCAUCGACCACAGGCCUCCUCUCCAGGUGAGAAAGCCUACAGGUGUCCAGUCUCCAGCGACUACGCCGCUGCGCAGUCCGCCUCCCUUGGCUUCCAUCUGGACCGGUACCUCUUCCCCCACUGGAAAAACAGCAGGGAUCUCUCCUCUCCGCUGCAGCCCACCAGCAGCACCAGCUCCAGCCCCAACCCCAUAGCCAGACCCAGGUCCAGAGAGGAGUGGAGCCCAGCUGCAGGUCCCUACCUUGCUUUGGAGAACCACGCCGACCCCCUGCUGCUCAACAAGCAAUCAGACCUCAGCGACAAGGAUGCAGGUGUGGACGCAUCUCUACCCGCUCCAAACAGGAAGUCUCAGUAUGAGCCCUUGGAUCUGUCCGUCAGACCAGAGUCGGUCGCGUCUCCUGCUGCACUGGUGCAGAUGUCUGGUGUUUUUAGCAAUGGGCUCUCCUCCUCCAUCACCCGCCGGCUUCAGAGUUACUCCAACGCCGCAGGCGAACCCGGGGCGAAGCCCGCGUACCAGUGUGACCUUUUGGCGCCGGAAACAAAAGAGGAGAUGAGCGCGGAGAGCGCCAGCUCCACGGGCCACAGCGGCGAUGCCGGAUUCGAGACGCCCGAGCACGGGAGGGAGGACGAGAGCGACGAGUCGGCAAACUGGAAGAUGCUGGAGGAGCUCGGACCGGCCAGCGGAGGAGAGAGGGACCGGGACAAGCGGGGCCGGGCCGGGGCCCAAACCCCCAUCUCAUCGCUGGAGAACCUGACUCCGGGUCAGGCCGAGCCGCUUCAGCACCAGGGCCUGCUCUCCUUCCUCAGACCGCGGGGGGUCCUGGAGGGCACAGCUGGCAGCUCGCACACAGCCGGCCUGAACGGAGGGGGGACCAUGGAGAAGGACGUGGCGACAGCUCGGAAGCCCUUCCAGUGCAGGUACUGCCCCUACAGCGCCUCCCAGAAGGGCAACCUGAAGACCCACGUCCUGUGCGUCCACCGCAAGCCCUUCGACAACAGCCUCUACCCCGACCGCCGCCUCCGGCGCUCGCACGCGCCCCACCGGCCCUCCAGGUCGUCUCAGGGCGUCGCGGGGGACGACCCAGCGCCAGGCAGGGACCAGAUUGGCAUGACAUCGCUCUGUGGGACUUGAUGUUGUCAUGGAAACAGCGGAUACAGACAGUUACCAGUGCUGCUUCAGCGUCACCUCGAAAGGCUUAGGAUGAUUGAGAUUGUUAAAAAAAAAAAACGAAACAAAAAAAAAAAAAAACAUACCCAGCCAACCUUGAUGUACAUUCCAGUGUUUAUUUGAGAGCCACAGUACGUAUUUAUCUGUAGCAAAAGAAGCUGCCUAUAAUAAUAAAGUCCCCUGUGAUGUGAAAGUGUA
Betta splendens (Siamese fighting fish) is the source of this 2970-nucleotide messenger RNA. Its product is annotated as zinc finger protein 536-like. Gene Ontology annotation, cellular component: nucleus. The record is from RefSeq and is a predicted model, not a curated record. Gene Ontology annotation, molecular function: DNA-binding transcription factor activity, RNA polymerase II-specific; RNA polymerase II cis-regulatory region sequence-specific DNA binding. NCBI's taxonomy places the organism in Eukaryota, Metazoa, Chordata, Actinopteri, Anabantiformes, Osphronemidae. The transcript is spliced from 4 exons. Bases 1 to 2736 code for a protein of 911 amino acids. Gene Ontology annotation, biological process: regulation of DNA-templated transcription.